CCGUCGGCUCGGCGGCAAGCAUGGCGGCGGCGGCGGCGGCGGCGGGGCGGUGGUUGCUCCGCUGGGCCGUGGCCGUGGCGGCGGCGGCGCUGGCACUGGACAACGGGCUGGCGCGGACGCCGCCGAUGGGCUGGCUGCACUGGGAGCGCUUCCUCUGCGCCACCGACUGCGCCACCGACCCGCGUCGCUGUGUCAGCGAGUGGCUCUUUGUGGAGAUGGCUGACGUGAUGGCCGCCGAGGGCUGGCGGGACGUGGGCUACGAGUUCGUCUGCAUCGACGACUGCUGGAUGGCCCCGACGCGAGAUGAAGACGGCAGGCUCCAGGCGGACCCAAAACGCUUCCCCGGCGGGAUCCGCAAGCUGGCUGACUACGUCCACUCCAAGGGGCUGAAGCUGGGAAUCUACAGCGAUGUUGGGAACAAGACGUGUGCUGGCUUCCCUGGCAGUUACAACCACUACGACCUGGAUGCCCAAACGUUUGCCUCGUGGGGUGUGGACCUGCUGAAGUUUGAUGGUUGCAACUCUGGCACGCUGGAGCUGCUGGCGGAAGGUUACAGGCGCAUGUCUCUGGCCCUGAACAAGACUGGAAGGAGCAUUGUGUACUCUUGUGAGUGGCCUUUCUACUUGAGGCCCAUGCAGCAGCCCAAUUACACGGAGAUCAAACAAUACUGCAAUCACUGGAGGAACUUUUUUGAUGUCUAUGAUUCCUGGAGCAGUGUCAAGAGUAUCUUGGACUGGACAGCACUUCACCAGGACAGCAUUGUCAAGAUAGCUGGCCCGGGGGGCUGGAAUGAUCCUGACAUGCUGGUGAUUGGAAACUUUGGGCUGAGCUGGGACCAGGCGGUGACUCAGAUGGCAAUGUGGGCUAUUAUGGCAGCUCCCCUCUUCAUGUCCAACGACCUGCGGCACAUUAGUCCUGAGGCCAAGUGGCUGCUCCAGAACAAAGAGGUGAUCGCCAUCAACCAGGAUCCGCUGGGCAAGCAGGGAUACCAAAUCACCAAGGACAAGAACUUUGAGCUGUGGGAGCGGCCCCUGUCUGGCCGAGCCUACGCCGUGGCAGUGCUGAACCAACAGGAGAUUGGGGGACCCCAGAACUUCACCUUCUCCCUCACCUUCCUUGGCAACGGGCUAGCCUGCAACCCAGCGUGCUCUGUCCAGCAGGUCCUGCCAGCCAGCAGGGACUGGGGGGUUUACAGCUGGGUCUCUUCCCUGAGCGUGGAGGUGAACCCAACAGGCACCGUGCUGCUGAAAGUAGUGGCACUAUAGGAGGCACAAAGACAACUUUUUUGUAACUGUCUAAACUUCUUGUCACAAGAAGCCUGUCUCCUUCCUCCAAGUGGGGUGCCUUCAUUUACUCCUCAGGCAUUCACUACUCAAGUGCUUCUACAUGGACUUUGAACUUUCAGCCUUCAGUAAGAAAUACCCAUCACUCCAACACCAAGAGAUAACAGAGAAAGGGGUGCUGCUCUUCUGUUUACCCUUAUCUCUGGCAUCUUACUGAACUCCUUAUCCAUGGGGCUGUAAAGCCCCUCCAGGGCAGCAACUCCUGUUAAUGCCCACUGCCACUACCAACCAAAGAAAUGCAGAGGAUACACACAGCAUCUUACAGCUCUCCUUGAGCAUUUUGAGGACAAGAGGGAAACAGUGGCUGCCUCGCUUUUGCUCUUCCAGGCUGGGUCAUACAGUCCAAGAACAAGAAAAGCUGCUCCCACCCCCACAGAAGAAACCCAGCACUCUCUUCAGAGCAUGGACAUCUUCUUCCACCUUCUGACAACUCAGGGACUGCACUUCUUAGCAACUGCUUUCUUGACAGCUGCCUGUUUAGUGUGAUGAAGUAUCAUGCCUUAGGACUCAGCUUUUGAGGGCUCCUCCUUACCCCAGGAGUGUUCCUCUCACCAGUGGCUGUCACUUCCCUUCAGAUGACCAGUUCCCUCUCUGCCCUUCGUGGGACCGCUGGGGCCCCUGCUCAAUGAGCUGCCUUCCAAAAUACCUCUGUGCUUGCUUUUCACUGCUGGCAGUAGCCUUUAAGCUGGGUAACACGGGUCCUUCCGAGGCAGGAGAUGGAUACUUAAUUGCUUAUGCAACCAUCUUGUACAAGUAUGUUCUCUUCUGACUACUAUGCAAUCAAGAUAUCUUGAUUUGUUCUUAUUUCUGUGAUUAAGCACUUUGAUUAAAAUGUCCCUUAAAAAGGCUUUUUCUUAGUUUCACUGUACAAGAGUACAGCACAGUAUCUGAAAUUAAAUCAGAUUUUAGAAAACAGGCCAGUCUGUUCCAGCCA
Molecule: messenger RNA, 2277 nt
Organism: Tyto alba (common barn owl)
Lineage: Eukaryota; Metazoa; Chordata; Aves; Strigiformes; Tytonidae
Gene: GLA
Product: galactosidase alpha
Exons: 7
Coding region: 21-1265 (414 amino acids)
Biological process (GO): glycosylceramide catabolic process; glycoside catabolic process; oligosaccharide metabolic process
Cellular component (GO): cytoplasm
Molecular function (GO): alpha-galactosidase activity
Source: RefSeq, a predicted model, not a curated record